Dreissena polymorpha is the source of this 3629-nucleotide messenger RNA. Its product is annotated as USP6 N-terminal-like protein. The record is from RefSeq and is a predicted model, not a curated record. The coding region runs from base 342 to 2648 and encodes 768 amino acids. The transcript is spliced from 16 exons. Lineage: Eukaryota; Metazoa; Mollusca; Bivalvia; Myida; Dreissenidae.
AAUUCAUAAUAUGUAGCGACUUCCGAGUAUUGGCGCGUAACGUCACGUUCACGUCGGGUAACGUUACGUCAUUUAUUUAUAUUUUUGUAUUUACUUCCGUUAUGAUCGACAGAAGAAAACGCUAUGUAAAGUUGUCUUAAUAAUCGUUUACUGAAGAAGGCCUUUGGCCGAAAUAUUUAAUAAAAGAGUAAAUACUAAUGAGUGGACCUACAUAACAAAAAUGUGAAGUCUGGACACAAGUUUAUCAUUCAUGGACAAAGUUUUUUAGGCUUGAAAUUGUAACAGCCAAUCUGAAUCCACGGCUCGACUAGAAGAACCAUAUUUUUUAAGAUGGCUUAAGCAUGGAUGAGUUUGAAGAAUUGGAAAGGGCAGCUCGGGAGAGACAGGAAAUUGUGUCCAGAUAUGACAAGGGCCGAGAGGAGGGUGCAAAGAUAGACCCCUGGGAAGAUCCUGCCUUUGAGGUGUACCAAGUCACAGACAGAUACGGUUUCAUUCAUGACAAAGCCUUACCAGCCUUGUCUAGUGCUGCUGAAGCGAAGGCAAGGAAAACCGAAUUGGAGCGUGUUAACAAAUGGGUGAAGAUGACAAAGAAAUGGAAGAGUUACUAUCCAGGUGAAAAGUUGACCCGGCGUGUGUAUAAGGGAAUCCCGGACAAAUUACGAGGCGAUGUCUGGAGUAAACUGCUGGGAGUGAGUUUCGUACGCUCUGAACAGGACGGCGUGUACAAUAGAAUGAAGGCUCGAGCAAGGGCUAUAUCUCCACAUAUCCGUCAAAUAGAUCUGGAUGUAAACAGAACCUACAGAAAUAAUACCAUGUUCCGAGAACGAUAUGGUGUCAAGCAGCAGGCGUUAUUCCAUGUGCUAGCGGCCUACUCCAUGUACAACACAGAGGUGGGCUACUGCCAGGGCAUGAGUGAGAUAGCCGCCUUGCUUCUUAUGUACAUGAAUGAAGAGGAUGCUUUCUGGGCUUUGUCUCAGCUGUUCACAGAUAAAAGACACGGAAUGCAUGGCUUCUUUAUUCAGAGCUUUCCAAAGCUCAUGAGAUUUCAAGAACACCAUGACAACGUUUUGAAAAAAUUCCUUCCCAAGAUUCGAAAGCACCUGGAGAAGGAAGGCAUCGACUCAGGGCUGUACACCAUUAAGUACUUUCUGCAGUGUUUUCUGGACAGGAUGCCGUUCACACUGACCCUGCGGGUUUGGGAUGUGUACAUGCUGGAGGGCGAGAGGGUUCUGACUGCCAUGAGCUACACCAUCGUAAAACUGCACAGACGGAAGAUCCGUAAACACAAGAUGGACACGCUGCUGACGUUCUUCCAGACUGACCUAGAGGCAGACUUUGGUUAUGAUGAUGAUACAGUCAUGGAUCAGCUACAGGUUGCCAUGGAAGAACUGAAGAAAGCCAAAAUGGAUGUACCACCACCGGGCAAGGCAAAUGAACUUCCUACCCUUCCCUUCGGCCUAGAGAUCCAGCCUAGUAUACAGGAGAUCAUAAACCGACGAAAAGAUGAGACUUUUGACGAGCAUUUCAGAAAGAGCACUAUUAAGAGUAGCGGGAAAGCCGCAUAUUACCGAAAACGCGGUCUUCACGCCACACCAGAAAGUGGUCGCGGUUCUGACACAAAGUCCCUUCAGUCCAAUCGUCUUUCAGAAUACUCAGGGGGGGAUCUUUCCUCGUUUUACGAUACAGCCGCCAACUCCAGAUUAUCGUUCGCGGAACAGAGUUCAAAAACGUCUCCCAAAAGUUCUCGGACUUCCUUUGCUGAAGGUUCUGACGUCGGCAGUGUCGAUCUGGCCAUUUCCAGACAUACCCCAGUCACUCUCAAUGAAGAUGAUAUGGAGAUAGAAAGUGAAUUAGAGAAACUAAAUUACGAAGAUCGCGAUAGAUUGCGCAAUGAGAAUUCCACCCUUACCCGCGAGAUUACCCUAGAAAACAUUCAAGCCCUUCAUGCUGAGAAACCCCCGUCAAGAGCUUCUGACUAUGACAAUAUGAGCGAGAAGCAUUCAUUGGUUAAUGGUAAUGGUGAUUUAAAUGAGAACGCGCAUACUAUCAUGGAUUAUGAUUACAUCGACCCCCCUAUAGAACUCCCUGUUGAGCACGUUAAGCAGAUCCCCGUGCACUAUCAGAUACCAGUCGUACACGAACUGCCUGUAAAGCACGUCAAGCAGCCUGUACCUGUGAGUAUAUCAGUCAGAAAUGACAGAGAAAAUGUGUUGCCAGUCGUUGAGAAUGUGUGGGUGGAAAGGAAGGAGAACCGUGUGGUUGAAACGAAGGCAUCAGUGGAGGUGACUUCUAAUGAGUAUGAAACUAGUUCUCAGAAUUUCAGUGGAUCACAGCAAGGCAAAUCGUCGUCAUCCAGUCGAAAACGUUCUAGUCCAGGCCAUGGGCCAAGCCCAAACAAGACUGGUUCACAAAAGGCAAAAACCAGUCACAGCAGCCCAAAUACUCCGACUUACGUGGUUGAAAAUGGGAGCAGCCUAAUGCCGACACCAAAAUUUGUGUCUUCGCUUCAGAUACGACGUCAGCCGAAUAUCCCCCAAGAACAGGUAAAUGGUUACAGCACGCGUCUGGAUUACUCAGAUCAACAAAUGCAAGCUUCUCGGAGGCAGCAGCCAGCAUCCAAAAGGGAAAUAAUUGUGCAUCAUCUAUGAUCUAUAAUAGUUCAAAUUACCUUGGUGUUUUAGAAUUGUCAUAUAUUGGAGAAAACAUGUAUUUCUGAGAAAUUAUAUCAAUAUACACAGUGUAUUUUAGAAAUACUGCUUGUUUGGUUGGAUAUUUCCAAUAUUAUAUUGUGUCAUGUGUACUUUAUACAUCUGUUGUAAUUUGUAAAAUUUAGUCAAUUUAAAAAGUUCCUUUUAACAUCACUAAUUUUGUAGUGAAUGUUUCAGGAAAAUCAAUUGUAAUUUGUAAAAUUUUGUAAAUUUAAUCCUGAUAAUCAAGUUAUACAGUUUUCUGUAGGAAAUCAAUAAAUUUGUUUUGAAUCAUGAUCUAUCAAUCAAUUAUAAAACUAUAUUCAGAGGUAAGCUGUUUCAUAUGGCUAAUGUCUAAAUUUAUAUUUCAAGGUGUUGGGAUAUAACAAUGUGAAUAAUAUAUUGAUAUUCAUUUUAAGAGUGCUAAAUGUUACUAAAACAAUAUACACAUAAGUGCUCUUUCUUUUAUAAUUAUUACAAUAUUUGAUUGUUCCAAUAAGAUUGUGUAGUUUCAUUACUGUUGGAAACAAUCAAGAUGACAUUUAUUAGCUCAUCUAUUUUUUGAAAAAAAAUGAGCUAUUGUCAUCACCUUGGCGUCUGCGUCGGCGUCGGCGUCCGGUUAAGUUUUGCGUUUAGGUCCCUUUUUCUCAGAAAGUAUCAAUGCUAUUGCAUUCAAACUUGGUACACUUACUUACUAUCAUGAGGGGACUGGGCAGGCAAAGUUAGAUAACUCUGGCGUGCAUUUUGACUGAAUUAUGUGCCCUUUUUAUACUUAGAAAAUUGAAAAUUUUGGUAAAGUUUUGCGUUUAGGUCCACUUUUUUCAGAAAGUAUCAAUGCUAUUGCAUUCAAACUUGGUACACUUACUUACUAUCAUGAGGGGACUGGGCUAGCAAAGUUAGAUAACUCUGGAGUGCAUUUUGACAGAAUUAUGUGCCCUUUUU